UUUAUUUUUUCUAAAGAUAUGUUAACUUUUUGUGGUCCAUUGGCAGUCCUGGUGAUUUUGGUCACUGACGUUUCCACUUUGGUUCCACCUCCUGAAAAUGUGACAGUGAGCUGCAAAAACUUUAGGACAAUUGUUUAUUGGAACUACAGUGAACCCUCUCCUCAAACAUUCUUUGAUUUAAAAAUAACUGGUGAUAACAGUUUGAAUGACAUAAGAAAUAUUAAACAGCAUCAUUACGACCUUUCUGACUUGAUAUGGAACACUGAAGAAUUGGAUCGCUACUUUGUGAAUAUAACGGCCAAUGAUGGAACAGAGACAUCAAGUCCUCAAGAGUCUUCAUUAUUCACUUUUAAUAGACGCAAGACAGCCAUAAUCCACUGCGAGUUGGAUUUCCCAGAUGUAGAUCUUCCCAUGAUGGAUGAUAUGGUCAAAGUAAGCUUUAAAAACCCUUAUCACCUGUACCCAGAACUGAAAAGGUCUCACAUGUGUGGAGAUGACAUAUCCUUCCAUUGGAAAGUAUACACAAAUAAUUCUCACGAAGAAAUUCUUCAUGAAUUUUAUUGUAAAAAAGAAAAAUGUGGUGAGGAAUUCAUAGUCCCUGAAAAGAAGCAAAAUAAUUGUUUUAGUUUUGAAGGGGAUGCGAUGGAACACAGAUUAGCCUUCAAAAGAAAAGGACCAAUCUGUAUUUUACAUGAAAACAAAAUCAACUCACAGACAAUAUAUUUGCCCAUCAUAUUUUCAUUGAUUGUCUUGGGGGCCAUUAUUUUAAUAACCUGCUGGAAAUUUUGGGGAAAGCAGAACCAAGGUUUGGCCAAUUUCCCAAAGUCUUUGGCUUCACUCCUAUCGAACACACAUGGCAAGAACUGUCAUAUGCACUUGCCAUUUGAAAGCAUGUCGCUCAUCAAUAGCAUAGAACCAGACUUCACCCAAACCCAGAGUCUGUUGGAGAUGCCUGAGCAGAACAUACCGGAGGACAUUGGGAUUCCUGAAUCUGGCUAUGACAGAAAACAUGUGGUGGAGAUGAGUCCAGGAGAUGUAGUGUCAGGCUAUGGUCCCGCUUGAACACUAACGACCCUGACCUUACACCUCUGUUCAGUUCAGCUCUGCUGGUUGACCUGAGGUGUGACAGGAAUGGGAGAUGCAGAAGACAGAUGCAGCACCAAAGCAGAGGACUUGUCAUGAGGACUUUUAACUGCUCAAAACUGUUUUACUACUCACAGCUUCUUUUUUACUUCAUGAAGUCCAGUAAAUAUAUAAGUUUGCCACCAUCAAUCACCUAUCUGACAAGCUUCCUAUGAUCAAGCUUGGAGGAUGGAUGCCUUGACAUCCGUUUAACUAUAAGCUAGGCAACUGAUUUAUUGCUUGUCUUGCAUUGCGUUCUUGAGUACUUUGAGAUUAUUAUUAUAGAAAUACAUUACUAUUCUAGGAAACACAAUCCCAAAGACAAUGACAUGUAAUCUCACUAAGGGGGUUAACUUCAAAACCCAAAUGUAUCUAGAAUAGAAUUGAAUAACACUAUUAAUCCCUAAGGGGAAAUUCAGGUGUCAAAGCAACAGCCACAUUUACAAUCAAUGUAUCAAUAGAUUCCAAUGUAAAUAAAUACAGAUACAAACAUUUUCAAAAUGUUCAAACAAAAGAAUGGCAGCAGCAACCCUCAUCCUCCUCUCCGCCACCAUCUCCAGAUUGUCCAGUUCAGGCCCUACGACAGAGCUGGCCUUCCUCACCAGCUUGUUUAGCCUGUUCGCAUCGCACCCUCUGAUUGCACCUCCCCAACACACAGUGGCAAAGAAGAGAGCACUGACUACCACAGACUGAUAGAACAUGUGCAGUAGCCUGCUGCACACGUUGAAUGACAGGUGCCUCCUCAGAAUGAACAGCCUACGUUGUCCUUUCUCAUAGAGGGCCUCUGUUACUGGACCAGUCCAGUUUGUUAUUGAGAUGCACUCCCAGGAACCUGUUUGAGUCCACCCUCUCAGUCGACCUCCCUCCCAGACGAUAAUGGGGGUCGGGGGCUUCUUGCGUCAUCGGAAAUCCACCACCAGCUCCUUCGUCUCUUUAAUGUUGAGCUGUAAGCAGCUAUUGACACACAAUCUGACGAAGCACUCUACUACGCCUCUGUACUCCUCCUCGUUGUCGUUCCCAAGCUGCAGCUGACAAUUGAAGAGUCGUCUGAAAACCUCCGCAGGUGGCACGUUUUGGAGGAGAAACAGGAGUCAGAGGUGUAGAGAGUGAAGAGAAACCCGGGCACCUGUGACGGGGGGUCUCAACAGGUGGGGUAUAGUCCGUGUGGUGGGAGGAGAACGGGGGAUAGCAGCAGAGGUGUGUGCAGGAUUACGGUGGAUGGCCUUUAGUAGACCUUUAGUUCAUUAGCGCGAUCCCGACUCCCCUCCCCCCGUUCGCUCCUGACUGGCUGUAGACUGUGGUCUUCAUUACCCCCACAUCUCUUCAGUGCUGUCCUGCUCCAGUUGCCUAUUAGUGUCUUCAGAUAUCUUUGUCUGUGAUCACUGCAUGGGCUCAGGAACACUUCUGAAAUCCUUUGUCUAUAAAUGCCAUUUGUUUUUUGCAUUCGCAAAUGCAAGUUAAAACUCUACCAUGCAAAUAAACCAUAUAUAAACAAGAUCCGGUCGGCCAGGGAGCAACCGCUAGGCUGAAAUAUCAAGAUUAUGUUUACUUAAUUACAGUGAGAGGAGACCAUACAGGCACAGCAAAAUGUAUUGGAUGUUUAACAACAAGUGGAAACCAUAGAAACCAAACCCACCUUCGAUGGUGGUGUAACCUCCUUCCAUAGCAAGCUCCUUCAAUGUUACCAUAAUAAACAAUGACACUUUGUUCAUAUGUGUCCAUAUUCAUCUCACUGUCAACAAAAUGUCUUUAAAAGAUAAAACUAUGCAAGGAGAGUACAGUUGUGCUGAAAGGUUUGCAUACCCUUGGAGAAUUGAUAAUGUAUGUACCAUUGGUAAAGAAAACAUGAGUGA
Esox lucius (northern pike) is the source of this 2975-nucleotide messenger RNA. It is a transcript of the gene ifngr1, whose product is annotated as interferon gamma receptor 1. The record is from RefSeq and is a predicted model, not a curated record. Lineage: Eukaryota; Metazoa; Chordata; Actinopteri; Esociformes; Esocidae. Bases 19 to 1062 code for a protein of 347 amino acids. Gene Ontology annotation, molecular function: protein binding. The transcript is spliced from 7 exons.